Molecule: messenger RNA, 207 nt
Organism: Aspergillus niger
Lineage: Eukaryota; Fungi; Ascomycota; Eurotiomycetes; Eurotiales; Aspergillaceae
Exons: 2
Coding region: 1-207 (68 amino acids)
Source: RefSeq, a predicted model, not a curated record
AUGACGAUUACCGCCACUUACUGGCUAAUGGACGAUGGAAUCGCUAGACGUGCCUGUCCGGAUCUGCAGAUUGCCCAAUAUUAUCUUGGAACCCCCGGCGGUAGAGGCAAGGAAACAAUUAUUCAGCGCAGAAGUAGGAGCGAGAAUAUUUUAGACAUUGCAGGGAAGAUUCGCGAAGAGGAGGGGGCAAAGAAGAGAGGAAAAUAG